Drosophila obscura is the source of this 911-nucleotide messenger RNA. RefSeq names its product sperm flagellar protein 1. Lineage: Eukaryota; Metazoa; Arthropoda; Insecta; Diptera; Drosophilidae. Gene Ontology annotation, cellular component: axoneme. The transcript has a single exon. The record is from RefSeq and is a predicted model, not a curated record. Gene Ontology annotation, molecular function: microtubule binding. Gene Ontology annotation, biological process: regulation of cytoskeleton organization. Bases 134 to 862 code for a protein of 242 amino acids.
GUGCACUGAACAAAAUAACAACAACAGAAUCCGAUAUAUAUAUAUUUUUUUUAAAAUUAUUUUUAGACUUGUCGACUACACUACACUACAGCCUGUCGGGUGGGUCUGCCACAUAGUCGAAAGUUACUGCAAUAUGCAUACCAUAACCAGUAAGAAUCUGAGCAGCGAAGAGCUGAUGGAGGUACACAAUUGGCUUAUACAGAAUAACAUUGGCACACACAGGCUGCGUCGUGACUUCUCUGAUGUGUGGCCCCUGGCAGAGAUAUUGAAGCGUCACUAUCCACGCCUCGUGGAUCUCUACAAUUACCCGAAGAAGAGCAGUGUGCAGCUCAAGAUGGCCAACUGGGAGACGUUCAAUUUUAAGGUGCUGUCCAAGUUCAAGAUAACGCUUAGCCGAGAGUUCAUGGAACUACUAUCGAACGGCGUACACGGCACCGCGGAGGUGUUGCUGCAUGAGAUCAUACGACUGGAGAAGCGGCAGCGCAUGGUGGAGGAGCGCAAUGUAUCGGUGCGCCAGGAGCAGGCCUGGGAGGAGAACGAUGAAGUGAAGGUCGUUGUGGUCAACAAGCGGGUUGGCGACGCCAUUGUCCAAAUACCACAGAAAAUGAUAUUGUAUUCGCUGUACGAGAAAAUGUCGCAGGACAACCAAACGAAGGAUCUCCUGAUUGACACCUACCAGCAGCGCUUGACACACAUGGAGAACAUCAUUAAAGUGAAGACACAACGCAUUGAGGAACUGCUAAUGCAAAUGGGCAAAAUACCCCCGAAGAUGGCCAAUACUGUGACAUCCAGCUGCUUCCUCAAUUAUGAUGGUAAAUGUCAAGCUCCAGCCCCGUCUCUCGACUCAGACAGUAGAAAAUAAUGCUAAGGCCAGGCUAAUUCCAGUUAUGUCCCAAAAUACCAAGCAGCCA